AUGGCGACUGCGCCGCGCCGUCAUGUCCGCCGCUCCGUCGUUCCUUCAGCCAGCUCGCGGUUGUCGUUGUUCACCUGUGUCACUCUAAUGUAUUUCUUCUUCUCUCCAGCUCCACCCAGAUUUGUGUCUCGACUGGAGAGUGCUUGUCUGAUAGAAGGAGAAGAUAUUCAGUUUACCUGCUCCACUCUUACUGCUCCUUUACCACGUAUCAGGUGGUUGAAAGAUGGCAGAGAGUUGACUGACCCGCAAAAAUACUUCAUCCUGAACGACGCUCGGAGUGGGAUCUUGUGUCUGACGGUCUUCAGUGCAACAGAGGCAGAUAUCGGACAGUAUGAGUGUGAGCUUUUGAAUGAAUUUGGCUGUGUGAAGUGCAAGGCCGGACUGUGCCCCGCUUAUGUGCCACCGAUUGAAGACGACCAACCACAGGACUUACCUCCUAAAGGUAGGGCAGCCAGAGCCGCUGAAGAAGGUAAUGUACUCUUUCAUUUUUCAUUUUCCAAUGAUACAGCAUACAGAAAGUACAGUCAAUGCAACAUUAUAAUAGAUUAUUUGAAGUAUCUAAUGCUUAAAUUCCUACUGACUGGCAUUUUCGUUUUUACAGAUGCUGACUCAGAGGGCUGGUCCACUGCCUUUGUGAAGAAAUGGCUUCAGACUGAUUUCAGCCCCACCUCUAUUGCUCAGAUGCUCUUCCCUCCUGAACACCCAGAACAAGCUGUAGUGGGUAGCACUGAAGAGGCUGUUCCCAUCUCAGUACCCAUGGAUCAGGCGGUGCAGCAGCCUCUGUGUUAUCCAGAGGAAGAAGAGGAGAUCUACAUCUCAGAGCAAAUGCAGGAGAUCACAGAUGCUCCUCCCAACGUCCAGGUACCGGCUGAGGACCUGUGUGUAGAGCCUGGCCAACCAGCUACAUUUACUGCCAUAAUCACAGGAAGACCUGCUCCUAACAUACAGUGGUACAAGGACGAAGAGGAGCUUACAGCCAAUGAGAAUGUGGAGAUAGUGCAGCAUGGUGCGCGCUGCUCAGUGACCAUAGUGUGCCCAGAGGGUGAGGACAGUGGCGUAUACACCUGCUUCGCCUACAAUGACUCCGGUCACGCAUCAUGCCAGGCAGAGCUGACAGUGGAGGAAGGGCUGCUGGAGUGUCAGGAGAGAGAGGUGGAGCUGGGGAAGAGAAGAAAGUUAUUUUCUGUCUAUGACGUCCACGAGGAAAUUGGAAGGGGAACUUUCGGGGUGGUAAAGCGUGUAAUCCACAGACGAACAGGGGAAGUGUUUGCUGCCAAGUUUCUGCCUUUGCGGAGCAGCACUCGGACCAGGGCCUUCCAGGAGAGGGACCUGCUGUCCCGCCUGGCUCACCCCAGAGUGGCCUGUCUGCUGGACUUCUUCUGUACUAGACGUACUCUUGUGCUGAUCACAGAAAUCUGCUGUUCUCAUGGACUUCUGGACCAUUUAUUACUGAAAGGAUCGGUCUCAGAGAAAGAGGUUCAGUCGUACAUACAGCAAAUCCUUGAAGGAAUCGGCCACAUUCACAGCAUGAACAUUUUGCAUCUGGACAUUAAACCUGAUAAUAUCCUGAUGGUGUAUCCGCCCAGAGAUGAGAUCAAGAUCUGUGACUUUGGCUUUUGCCAAGAAAUAGACACGUCCAGACACCAGUACAGCAUGUUUGGUACACCAGAGUUUGUUGCCCCUGAGAUUGUUCACCAAGAACCAGUGACUGUGGCCACUGAUAUUUGGUCUGUAGGUGUUAUAGCCUAUAUUUGUCUGGUAUGCCGAUGCCCUUUUGUGGGUGAGACGGACCGUGCCACACUGCUGAGGGUCGGGGAGGGGACCCUAAACUGGGACGCCCCUGAUGUGACGUACAGGAGCCCUGAGGCUCAAAGCUUUCUCCACAUGCUCCUCCAGCCAGAUCCAGAGAAACGACCUUCUGCCUUUGAGUGCUUGAGCCACCAAUGGCUCCAGGACGAACAUGCAGGAGAAGAUACUGAUGAAAUCAACACAAAGACUUUGAAAAUCUUCAUCUCGAAAAGGAAAUGGCAGCGUUCUUUGACUUGCAUUGGGUCAGUUCUCACACUGAGACAUAUCCCUGAGCUGCUGGAUGCUCCACUCAGAGAGACUGCGGUGACGGUGCCUCGAGAGCCCCAGGAACACAGCAGCACCUCCCCGAGCAGCGGCUCCUCGUCUGAGUAUGAUGAAGCUGACUCUUGGGACUUUUUCCAGCACUACAGCCCGACUGAGGAGGAGGAAGAAACAGAGGAGGACUAUGAUCCUUUGACAGAGAGAGCGCAAAUCCCCGACUCUUUGGCCAAACUCCACCUGGAUGCAGAGGAGGAAGAGGAAGUGACAUUAGGGGAGGAAGAGGAUGUGGAGAUGGUGGGAAGGAGGAGUGUACUAGAGCGGAGUGUGAGCAGGCAGUCAGUUGCGUCAUCAGAUGUGUCGAGCCAGCAGACUCCUCAAAGGGAGCGCAGGUUCAGCAGGGACAGCAGUCAGUCUCUCUACCUAUCUGAUGGGGACGAGGGCUCAGGGAGUGACGGAGGUCGUAUUCCUCGUGGCAGCGUCAUCCGAAGCACUUUCUACAGCACCUCCCAUCAGCUCUCCCCCAUGUCUGCCAGACACAUGACAUUACGGGACAAAUUUCAGGCCAAGAAGCAGGAAAGAGGUCGGAAACCACUCCGGAGAAGUUUUUCAGGACGUCUCAACGAGCCUCUUAUUGAAUACGUGGAGGAUGAGACGGAAACAAAUCGUGGUCAGAGACGAGGGUCAGUCCAGCCCACAAUGCAGAAGUCCUGCUCCUUUGACAGUGGCGUUAGCCUCGCCCACACAAACGUGCCCCCUCAUCGGAGGAGCAGAUCUCUUGAUGAGAGUUCUCGACGAUCUCCCAGCUCACCCACGCGGACAAAGUCAGGGGAAGAAGAAGGCUCCCAAAGUCUAAAGGAAGAUUUCACAGAUGACGAAGUGGCAGGGAGAAACCGUUUGGCCAUCCCGAGCCCUCGGCGACCCCCAAGAAGACGAGGCUCCGUCUCUCCAGUAGAAGGGAGUCACAUGUCUGGUGGAUCGUCUGUUCCCUCAAGCCUCCUUACUGGAGACAGAAUGAGCCCCAGGUUGGAUCAGGAGCGAGCAGCAGGCGACACCUUCGCCGGCUCCCAGGGGUCUCUGGCUGAGUCGUCUAUUUUGGAGCAUGGUGGCUCUGAGUCUUCCAGUAGACUCGGCUCCUAUGAGGAGCUGAGUCACGGUCAUCUCAGAGGAAGAUACAGAUCAGGAGAGAUUGAAGGGUAUGAUGAUCAGGGGGAGCCUCUGAUUUCGCCAUCCCGGCACUCAUUCCAAGAAGUUAAACCUAGAAGCUCAUUUCCCCAGGCACCGCCGCGUAACCGCACUCGCUCCAACCCUAACUUAACCAUUAACAGUAGAGGUCAGCCAGGAACCCCACUAACAGCAAGCCCCAGUCCCAGCCUGUCCUCUCUGCAAGCCCCAGAGAGGCCCCCCAGAGCCCGGGACAAGAAGGAGGGCGGUGGCCUCCAGAGACAUGCGUCCGCUCCAGCCCUCGAAGCCCGGCCACCCACAGGCAAAUCACCCAAGCUGGGACUGCUGAGGAUCUUCCGCAGGCAGUCCUGGACCGGUCAUUCAUACUCCCAGCUGGACAACACAGAGUUAGGACCCACACUAGGAGAGAUCAUGAAGCCAGACACUCCUACCAUGUCUUUGAGGAAGAAAAUGAGAGCUUCAGCCUCGAGUCUGACCAAGCUGUUCUCCAAGUCCUCCAGUAAGGAGGAUGUGAGUAAAGGAGGCCCAAUAGUUAAAGGAUCCGCUCCCAUCCCUCCUGAAAGGCAUCGUAGCUCUGGUCUUGAGAGCCCAAAAAAGAGGACCUCCAAACUGCUGCCUUCUCUUAAAAUACCUGCAUUCAGAAAGACAAAAGAUCUGCUGGUCCGUCCCAACAAGGCUGAAGUUUUCCAGUUAGAUGGAGGUGGAGUCCUGCUGGUUUGGAAACCAGUUCAGUCCAGUGACCCUGUCACCUACUGUGUGCAGUACUGUACGGAUGGAGGGGAAUGGACGGUUCUGUCGGAGGAGGUCACUGAAAGCUGCUUUGUGGUAAAGGACUUACCCCGAGGAGCUUCUUAUGUGUUCAGGAUUGGCUGCAUCACCAAGACAGGAGCAGGACCAUUCAGUGAUGCUUCAGCACCUGUUGUUAUGGCAACUCAUCCUGAAGAGAUCCACAUUCCUCUCAUCCAGACUGAGUCACUGGGGUCAAAGGUCACUGGGUCAGAACAACAGACUGCACACAGGAACUACAGUUUUCUCUCUGAGAUCAACAGGGGCCGUUUCAGUGUAGUUACCGUGUGCAGGGAUGUUGAGACCAGCCAAGUGUUUGCUGCUAAAAUCACCCCAUAUCAGGCAGAGCAGAGACAGCUGGUGCUGAGGGAAUACCAGCUGCUGAAGAGGCUUCAUCACACUCACCUGGUGCAGCUGCACGCCGCCUAUUUCACCUCCCGUUACCUGGUGUUGGUGGAGGAGCUCUGUCCUGGCAAGGAGCUGCUCCACAGUCUGGCAAUGAGAGAUCUGUACGCAGAGUCUAACGUUGGCGAGCUGCUGGUUCAGAUUCUGAGUGCGGUCGAUUACCUCCACAGCCGUCGAGUCGUCCACCUGGACCUGAAGUCUGACAACAUGCUGGUGGAUGAUUGUAACCACCUGAAGAUAGUUGACUUGGGCACGGCUCUGUCCUUCACACCUGGUCAGCCUCUCAACGUCGAGCACAUUCACGGCCUGUCGGAGAGCAAAGUUUAUAUUGUCCUUCCUAAAGCUCCGGAAAUCCUUGAGGGUCAAGGUGUCGGGCCUGAAACGGACAUCUGGGCUAUUGGAGUUCUGUCCUUCAUCAUGUUGAGUGCCGACAGCCCGUUCCAUGCUGAGCACAGCUGGGAGCAAGACAAAAACAUCAGGAAAGGAAAGAUCCAGUUUGGGCGUUGUUACCCCGGUCUGUCAGAGGGAGCCUUAAACUUCAUGAAGAGCAGCCUGAAUAACAAAUCCUGGGGGAGACCCACUGCAGCCGAGUGUCUCCAGAACCCAUGGCUGCGAGCCCACCGAGCCCCACACAAAGGCCGGCACUCCAAAGUUUGUUUCUCCACAGACAAGCUUAAGGAUUACCUCAAACAGAAGGAGGAGAAACGAGACCAGGUCCGCACCAAGCUUCAGGGUCCCUUUUUCCAGUAAAGCAAAACUGCGAGGGUUUCACUUACCAGAAGCUUGCCCUAAAAAGUCUGCAUCUUUACAACCAGCUCGCUUCUUUUCAGCUUCUUUUGUGGCUCGUUGGAGCCAGGACAGAUUUCUGAAAUCAUUUUAGUAUCUUCUGAUUUUGAAAAUGUGAUGCGUCUUAAUGAGUGUUUCAAAAUUCAUUAUCCAUUGGCUUCUAUAUGUGAGUGUGCUUUUGGUUUAUAUGGAAACAUACCAGGGAUGAGUUUUAGUUAAAGAGCGCAUGAGUUGUAAAAUUCAGAUUUUGUGACAUUAGAAACUGUUGGUUGCUUCUUGGUAUCAGACAGAUGCACGUGUUUGGCCUUAAAACUGUUUUCUGUGCUUUUCUUCUUCAUACAGAAAGCAGAUCUUUUUUCUGAGUGACAUAUUUUAUUUAAAAAUGUAUACAUUUUUGCCUUAAAGUUAUAUUGUACAAAUGGGAACUCGAUUAGAUUUCUAUGCUUUGUUGAAUGCCUCAUAAUAUAUGGGUCAGUCACCUGCCCACAUGAGUUGAUGAAUGAAAGAUUCAUU
Molecule: messenger RNA, 5742 nt
Organism: Plectropomus leopardus (leopard coralgrouper)
Lineage: Eukaryota; Metazoa; Chordata; Actinopteri; Perciformes; Serranidae
Source: RefSeq, a predicted model, not a curated record